AUGGAAGGGCAAAACGAGCGCACCUUUAUUGCCAUCAAGCCAGAUGGUGUGCAGAGAGGCAUCAUUGGGCAGAUCAUUACAAGAUUUGAGCAGAAAGGUUUCAAACUUGUUGCCAUGAAAAUGCUCCAACCAUCGGAGGAUCUGCUGAUCCAGCACUAUAUCGACCUAAAAGGCCGUCCAUUUUUUCCAGCCCUCGUCAAUUACAUGAAGAGCGGCCCAGUCGUUGCCAUGGUGUGGGAAGGUAAGGGGGUUGUCAAGACUGGCAGGGUGAUGCUCGGUGAAACCAACCCUGCAGACUCCAAACCUGGAACAAUUAGAGGAGACUUCUGCAUUGACGUCAGCAAAAACAUCAUCCACGGAAGUGACUCAAUUGAGAGCGCUACAAAGGAGAUUUCCCUGUGGUUCAAAGAUGAUGAGCUGACCACCUACACAAGCUGUGCAGUCAGCUGGAUCUACUAA
Molecule: messenger RNA, 459 nt
Organism: Nerophis lumbriciformis (worm pipefish)
Lineage: Eukaryota; Metazoa; Chordata; Actinopteri; Syngnathiformes; Syngnathidae
Source: RefSeq, a predicted model, not a curated record